AUGGAUCCAUUAUCCUCAUCAUCUUCAUCAUCGUCGUCGUCUGUAGAGAUUUCUUCGGCUUUAGAAUUUUCAAUUCCUUUUUCAUUUCCGGAUUUAUCCACGCGUAGUAGCUUAUCUAUUUCGCAAAGUCUUCUUGACGCAGUUGAAGACGACACGACAAGUUCCACCGAAACCCGCGCCUACAUCGAGCAGUUUCGUGUACGAGCUCACGAAACUCUUAUGCGUGACUAUUUUGUUGAAAACCCAAAGUUUGGCUCGGUUUGGUUUCGUGAAAGAUUUCGAAUUAGUCAAAGGUUGUUUUUAAAAAUUGUUAGUGAUAUUGAGCAACGUUACGUUUAUUUUCAAGAGCGUGUAGAUCGGUCGGGGAAAAAAACGAGAACUUCUCACGAAAGCCUUGAUCAUUUUUGCACCGCGAUCAUCGAGUUAUAUCAUGACGAGUACUUUCGUAGGCCAACUAGUCAUGACGAUGCACGCUUGUACGAAGCGCAUGAACGGAGACACAAGAUUCCAGAAAAGCUAUGA
Molecule: messenger RNA, 522 nt
Organism: Erigeron canadensis
Lineage: Eukaryota; Viridiplantae; Streptophyta; Magnoliopsida; Asterales; Asteraceae
Exons: 2
Coding region: 1-522 (173 amino acids)
Source: RefSeq, a predicted model, not a curated record